UGCCGGAUCUAGCUUCUUUUUUCCUCCGCUGGAAGCCAUGAUGGAAGUUUGAGAGUUGGGCAGGAAGAGACGGAGCGAGAGAGCUGCGGGAAGAUGAUCCCUCAGGACGGGCGUUGGAAGUUGUAGAUCCCGGGGGCUGCGUGGGAAGCGUGUGCGAGGUGGAGGCUGUCAGUUUUUGGGCUCGUUUUGUUUCGGAAAAGCGUCGUCGAGCUUUUUUAUUGGAGAACGAUGGUGGUUCGUUAGGUUAGCUAGGAGGCUUUAGGUUUUGAACGGAGAAGGAGGAGAAAGGAGGAGGAGGGAGAGAGAGAGACAUAGAGAGACAGUGUGUGAGCGGAGGAGAGAGAGAGCUAGAGAGACAGAGAGUGGCUGGCUAGCUUUUGUUGCUAGCUAGCGAUGCUAAAGUUACGUAGCGAGUGGCUUUGGGGGAAGAAAAAAAAGGCUGCGAGUCGGUUUUCCUGCUUUAGCCACGAUGGAGAGGAUCCCGGCCUCUUGGCGGACCUGAACCACGGCGCCUGCUGCGCGCCCGGGCUCAGGGACUGGUAGCUAGCUCGGCUGCUGCUAGCUCGGCGGCUGCUGCUGGUGCUAGUGCGGGUUCGGCUGCUUGGAGCUUCGGGGACGAGCUUCGUCGUUUGUCGCCGGCUGCCUCUCUGGCUCUCUCUCGGUGGACAGCGCGGUUUUUCAGCGGGGGAGAGAGCGGGGCCUGCUUUUGUUGGAGCUGCUGCUGCUGUUACUGCUGCGGAGGCCCCAGGCUACCUGACACAUAAAACACCACAACCACCAGAGAACGGAGAGACAGAGAUAAAAAAGAAGAGAGAAGAAAGGAAAAGAGAGCCAGACACAUCCACAAUCAACUGAUAAACCAAGACUUCUGAACCAUAAUCAUAUAAACUCCUAUAGAGAACUAACCUAACCUAGCUAACGGCUAGUUAGCUAGCUAUAGAACUCCUGUCACUGCGAUGGCUGCCAUCAUUAAAGAGAUUGUCAGUCGCAAUAAGAGGAGAUACCAAGAAGAUGGAUUCGAUUUGGACCUUACUUAUAUUUACCCAAACAUCAUCGCCAUGGGCUUUCCUGCAGAAAGGCUUGAGGGAGUCUACCGAAACAACAUAGACGAUGUAGUUCGGUUUUUGGACUCGAAACACAGAAACCAUUACAAAAUUUAUAACUUAUGUGCAGAACGACACUAUGACGCAGCCAAAUUCAACUGUAGGGUUGCACAGUACCCUUUUGAAGACCACAACCCCCCUCAGCUGGAGCUGAUUAAGCCCUUCUGCGAGGACCUCGACCAGUGGCUGUCCGAGGACGAGAACCAUGUGGCGGCCAUCCACUGCAAGGCUGGCAAAGGUCGUACCGGGGUCAUGAUCUGUGCCUACUUGUUGCAUCGUCAGAAGUUUAUGGAGGCGCAGGAAGCUCUGGAUUUCUAUGGUGAAGUGAGGACCAGGGAUAAGAAGGGCGUGACGAUCCCCAGCCAACGCAGGUAUGUCUAUUACUACAGCCACCUGCUGAAGAACCAGUUGGAGUAUAAGCCUGUUGCCUUGCUCUUCCACAAGAUGGUAUUUGAGACCCUCCCUAUGUUCAGUGGGGGCACUUGCAGGGACAGUACUGUUAAAAACAGGAGUGAGGCGAACCCCCAGGGCUUCAAGAAAGGAAACUGGCACUGGGACCCUCAGUUUGUCGUGUACCAGUUAAAAGUAAAGAUCCACACGUCGAACCCGUCCCACACGCGGAGGGAAGACAAGCACAUGUUGUUCGAGUUCCCGCAGCCUCUGCCCGUCUGUGGAGACAUCAAAGUGGAGUUCUUUCAUAAACAAAACAAAAUGAUGAAGAAGGACAAAAUGUUCCAUUUUUGGGUAAAUACCUUCUUCAUCCCGGGUCCGGAGGAGAGCCCGGAGAAAUGGGAGAACGGGUCUGUGGUAAACGACAUAGACAGCAAUUCCUCACAGAGUCAGAGUUCUCCGACAGAGCGGGAGAGAGGGAUGGGGGCAGGAGGAGGAGGAGGCGGCGGCAGUGGCGGUAGCAUCGGUAGUGGUGGUGGAGGAGGAGGAAGUGGUGGAGGAGAGCGGGAGCGGGCAGGAGAGCCAGCCGGAGCACCGGACGCAGACCGGGACUACUUGAUUCUAACUCUGACAAAAAAUGAUCUUGAUAAAGCAAAUAAAGACAAAGCAAACAGAUACUUCUCCCCGAACUUUAAGGUGAAGUUGUAUUUCACUAAAACAGUAGAGGAGGCCUCGAACUCGGAGGCCAGCAACUCCACCUCAGUCACCCCGGACGUGAGCGACAACGAGCCGGAUCACUACCGCUAUUCCGACACCACCGAUUCCGACCCGGAAAACGAACCGUUCGACGAGGAACAGCACACACAAAUCACGAAAGUCUGAACUCUUUACACACAGAGACACACACACACACUCUCUUACACACUCAGACACACACCUACAGAAACACUCACAGUUACAGAUACCUAUACACUUGGACUUUUGAAAAAACAAGCAAAACCAACCAACACCAGAGAAAAAAAAAGGAGAAAACUUGAAAAUGUACUGAAGAGAAAAGGACCCUCCCGCCCCCGCCCCCCCCCCCCACCACUCCAGCAGCACCCCAACCAAAAGGUCCCAGGACAAUAUGUGUCAUAUGUGUCAAUAUGUGUCACGAUUACAGAAGAAGGAGAAACAUCCAGACCAAUAUAUUGUUUUAUUAAUAUUAUUAUUAUUAUUAUUCGUGUGGAUAUUGACACCGUUGCCUGAGGUGGGUGGGAGGGUCCUGUAGCUACUCUGUGUGUGUUUAUAUAUAUAUAUAUAUAUAUAUAUAUAUAUAUAUAUAUAUAUGAGAUCCCUUUUUGUGUCAAAGAUGACUAAAACUAGGCAAUCAGGCGAGGAGAGGGGAAGAGGGACAGAGAAAUGACCACAUACAUCUCUCCCUCUCCCUGUCUUCACCCAGGCCAGUGCUGCAAUCACCCUCUCCCUCCCUCUCCUCCUCCUCCGCCCUCGCUCCCUCCUUCCUCACGCUCCCCUCCCCUACCUUUACUGUGAAUGCUUCUCGUGCUGUCCGCAGGCGCCUACGACCUUCUUGACCCGCCCUCCCAUCUUUUCUUGCGCUAUGUAUGCUGGGAUACGUAGUUCCUUCAGGCUGUCUUACAGCAGCUACGUUGUGUCAGCGUUCUUAGUCCAGCCCUGCCCACUACCUCCCCCCCUUCUCCUCCUUACCCCAGCCCUUUACCCCCACUGUGUAUAACGUUAAAUUAUGCAGAAAAAAUGGCAUCCCAUGUAAUUGUCAAUGUUUUUUUAUCCUAAGAUAAUAAAAAAAAUAUAUAAUACACAAAACCGCAGGGAACCAGUGUUUGCAAUAAUGUUAACACUCAAACAUUUAAAGGACAAAACUGGUGUGCAUGUUAUUGGAGUUAGUGUCCAUGUUUAAUAAAUGCUAUACGAUGUGUUUUUAUUAAAAAACAACAAAAGUG
This is a messenger RNA of Astyanax mexicanus (Mexican tetra), 3454 nucleotides long. It is a transcript of the gene ptena, whose product is annotated as phosphatase and tensin homolog A. Gene Ontology annotation, biological process: phosphatidylinositol 3-kinase/protein kinase B signal transduction; negative regulation of cell population proliferation; cell motility. The transcript has 10 exons. Bases 957 to 2375 code for a protein of 472 amino acids. Gene Ontology annotation, cellular component: plasma membrane; cell projection; cytosol. NCBI's taxonomy places the organism in Eukaryota, Metazoa, Chordata, Actinopteri, Characiformes, Acestrorhamphidae. Gene Ontology annotation, molecular function: phosphatidylinositol-3,4,5-trisphosphate 3-phosphatase activity; protein tyrosine phosphatase activity; phosphatidylinositol-3,4-bisphosphate 3-phosphatase activity. The record is from RefSeq and is a predicted model, not a curated record.